AUGGCGGCAACAACACCAGCGGCGGCAACAACACCAGCGGCGGCAACAACACCAACGGCAGCAACAACACCAACGGCGGUAACAACACCAGCGGCGGCAACAACACCAACGGCAGCAACAACACCAACGGCAGCAACAACGCCAAUGGCGGCAACAACACCAGCGGCGGCAACAACACCAACGGCGGCAACAACACCAACGGCAGCAACAACACCAACGGCAGCAACAACGCCAAUGGCGGCAACAACACCAGCGGCGGCAACAACACCAGCGGCGGUAACAACACCAGCGGCGGCAACAACACCAACGGCAGCAACAACACCAACGGCAGCAACAACGCCAAUGGCGGCAACAACACCAGCGGCGGCAACAACACCAACGUCGGCAAAUGCAAAGUCGCCAGUCACCUCUGCUGGGCAGCACAAGGGAGUGAUCAUGACUGCCGAGAUGCAACGCGAUAGCAAGCGCAUCGUCAUCUCUCGCCCCUCUACCAACCUGCGCAUAGUCCACAUGACCGACCUAGCGCGCCCGUCGAUUGCAUACAAGCUGACUCCUCACUUGACACGCCAGUCCACCGCACUCAUCCGCCGCAUCCGCCACCCGCGCAAAUCUCUGAACGUUUUCCUCACCAAGUACCCUCUCAUUCGCAAGAUUGCUGAGGAGAUGGGCUUCGAGAUGGAGACAACGGAGGAAGAGCUAAACGAGUACAAAUUCAACCUCUGUUGGAGCGAUACGGUGCUGUCCCUCAUGCGGCUCGUGCGCCUGAGAAACUGGCAGCGCACGAACCACUUUCCGUCGAUGCAUCUGCUUUGCCGUAAGGGGCACCUGGGGACGACACUGGGGAAGCUGCGCCGCAAGCUGCCCUCGCACUUCGCCUACUACCCACGCACGUGGUCAAUGCGAAGCGAGCGGAUGCAGUUCACGCGGUACAUGAUGGCCGUUCGUCAGCGUCGUAUAUUCAAAUACUUCAUCUUGAAGCCGAACUCAGGCUGCCAAGGCCGUGGCAUCAUCGUGGCGCGCGAUCCACUGACGGCGCUGGAAGAGCACACCCUCGACAACUACAUUGUACAGGAGUACGUGCACCGCCCGCUGCUGCUAGAAGGCAAGAAGUUUGACCUGCGCGUGUACGUGCUGCUCACCUCCAUCCGCAACCCGUCUGUCUUUCUCUUCAACGACGGUCUCGUGCGUAUCUGCACAGAGCCGUACGAGAUCCCGAACGAAGAGAACGCGAAGCAGGCCUGCAAGCAUCUCACAAACUACGCAGUGAACAAGAAGAGCUCAGACUUCGUCUUCAACACCAAUGUGGAACACAUGGACGUGGGCAACAAGCGCAACUUCGGCUUCCUCAAUCGCUGGCUCGCUGAGAGCGGCCACUCGCCGGACAUCUUCUGGCACGAGGUCGGCUUUAUCAUCGUCAAGACCAUCCUCGCGGCCCAGCCGAUCAUCGCCAAGGUGUACGACUCGUGCUUCCCCACCGGCUUCAACGAGGGCUACUGCUGCUUUGAGGUGCUCGGGUUUGACAUCCUGAUCGACAACAAGAUAAAGCCGUGGCUCAUGGAGGUCAACCACACCCCGUCCUUCGCCACCGAAACGCCGUUGGAUUUGGAUAUCAAGAGCAAGCUGAUCUCAGAGGUGUGGAGCAUCAUCGACUGCAAGCCCAGCGAUUACGAGAGGGACCGGCAGCGCGAGCACGACGAGUUCGCGAAGCGCAACAUGCCCCCCUGGGCAAGCAACCACCCAGUCUACGGGUGCCAGCUUAGGAAAAAUACCUCGCGCGGCCCUGGCGUCGACGACUCAGACUCGCCACUGGACCACAGCUCCGCGCCAGCGGACCCCACGCAUGCCGAAGAGGAGAUUCCGUCUUACGUGCAUGCCCGCCGCAGGCUCGAGGACUCCAAGCUGAAAAAUUUUAAACGCAUCUACCCGUCUCCCAACUCAGAUGUGCAGCUCGUCUACGAUACAAUCCAGAACCUGGCCAAGCUGGAGUCCGCCAAUAGUCGCCUCUACUACAACAGCACAGUUGCCGCACCAGUGCCGCCGUCGACGUUGACGUCCUCGCCGUCCCCGAGCGCCCACACGAAUUCCAUCCUGGUCUCGCGCGGUCGUCCACCGUCGCUGGGUCCACUCCUGACCUCGCGUAUUGGCGGCUCUAGCGGUACCCCCAGAAUUCCCCUACCGCAGCGCACGCAGACACCACUGAUGGGGCCAAACGCUGCCGCUGCCGCGCAGACCCCUGGUGCUGUCGCGAACAACGUGCCCACGUUCACCACCCCUUCCGUCACGUCAACUCUCUCUCCUGGUCCUGAGGGCCAGGCCUCCUACACAACUCCCUUCAAGCUUAUAGAGAAGGAUAUUCUGCGUCAUCGCCGUCGCUCGUCGGACGUCCGCGGCGGUGCGCCGGCGCUGUCCAACACGUCCACCGCCCAUAGCAGCCCCACACCAUCAGAGAACGGCGCAACGGUCACCUCCACGCCGGCGGCUACAAAGCCACCUAAGUCACCGCGUGUCCACACGCCUCGCAUCUCGUCCGUCCACGCUAGAAAGAGCCUGUCCUCCGAAACGCUGCCCUCUACACCGCAGCAGGACAGCGCCAAGAAAGCUGCGGCAGACAGCGCGGUAGCGAACGGUGUGAAGCCGCACGUGGCUGAGGUGCAGCGCCGUGUCACCAAGCGCUCAGUCACAGUGAGAGCAUCCAAAGCCACGACGAUUAACGUGUCACCGGCGGAUGCAACCGCCAUCCCUGCCAGCGUGGCCCCGCACAAGACGGUGCCAAAGACGGACAAGCCGAGCGCGACGGCUGCGGACGCCAGCAACGGUCUCCCAACGUUCCACCAGAACGGUGAUGGGGCGGCGGCGGCGGCGCCUGGCACCAUUGCACCGUAUCCCGCGGUCGACCGCCCCAUCCGUAUCUCCAGCCGUCCUGCCCAAGGACAGAAGUUGUCGUCGCCUUCCCCAGUGACAACACCGAAGGGGCCUGAGCGACCCCGCUCGAACAGCCACGAACUCCCCUUUCCCAGGCGCAAGUCCGCCUCGCUAAGCAGCAGCAUGCGCGACCUCGACCUUAGCGGUCUGGUGCACUCUCGCCAGAGGUCGCAGGACCGCGAUAUGCACUCUAUGUUCACGCAUCUAGAGCCGACGGAAGAAGAGCUGGCUCGGCUGGCAACGCUUCAGGCGAUGCUGGACUACGAGGCCGCCGCCGACCCGAAGCCGGACGAUGAUGACGAUGACUACAACCUGACGGAGUGA
This is a messenger RNA of Leishmania braziliensis MHOM/BR/75/M2904, 3246 nucleotides long. Its product is annotated as tubulin-tyrsoine ligase-like protein. The coding region runs from base 1 to 3246 and encodes 1081 amino acids. Gene Ontology annotation, cellular component: cilium. The transcript has a single exon. The record is from RefSeq and is a predicted model, not a curated record. Gene Ontology annotation, molecular function: tubulin-glutamic acid ligase activity; tubulin binding. Gene Ontology annotation, biological process: protein polyglutamylation; microtubule cytoskeleton organization. NCBI's taxonomy places the organism in Eukaryota, Euglenozoa, Kinetoplastea, Trypanosomatida, Trypanosomatidae.